GAGAUAACCACAUGCUACUACUACUACUCUUUUUGUUAACGACUUUUGAUCUAGUGAUAAAAAGGAUGGUGUGUUUUGAGUUGCUUUAUACUAGAAGACAAGAGAGAGUGUUAAAUGGACCGUCUAACAAAAAAGUUGAAGCAGUAAUAGGGAGGGAGUCGAAGAACAUGGGGAAAUGGAAUCAAGCGCAAGAAUAAAUGAAGAAUAUGUUCUUAGAAUAAAUCAGAAACACAUGGAGUUGUGUCCACUGUACAGGAAAGGGAAUCACACGCUCAUGUUCAUAUAACAUGUAUAUUGAUUGACGUUGAUUUCUGUACCUUAAAAAAGCUUCGUUGGUCUGGGAUUGUUGUUAUAGUAUUAAUUCAGUCAACGAUCUUCUCAUUCGCUCACUCACUAUUUAUUAUUUAUUCAUUGUCGUGUCGUAGUUGUACUUGUACUUGGUUCAUGAGUGUCCCUCAAACCAUUGAAACGUGCAAAUCGGAUCUAUAUCCCACAUACAAACAACACAAACAUCAUUAUUGAACAAGUUGGCACCCCCCUUCUCUUCUUCUCUUUCUGCCUCUGUGACUCUGCUGCCUGCUGAAGCUGACAUCUCAGUUUGGUUUGAAUGGCGGCAGUCACAGCAUCGGUGAUUGCUUACAAGCUCAUGGAAGAACCACAACCUUUUUCCCUUGCUGAUGUUGCUGCUGCUGCUGUUGCUGCUGCUGAUGCCUCUUCUCCGACUCCUUCUUCUUCUUCUUCUGGUAAUUUUGCAGAGACUGGGAAUCCAUCUGAUGCGGUCGUCUUCUUUGGUAUCAGUAUGGUACUUGGGAUUGCAUGCAGGCACCUCCUCCGCGGCACCAGAGUCCCUUACACUGUUGCCUUGCUCAUCAUUGGCAUUGCCCUUGGUUCCAUAGAGUAUGGUACUCAUCAUCGGCUGGGAAAGAUUGGGGAUGGAAUUCGUAUUUGGGCAGAGAUUAAUCCAGAACUUCUGCUGGCCGUUUUUCUUCCUGCUCUCCUUUUUGAGAGCUCAUUCUCAAUGGAAGUUCACCAAAUCAAGAGGUGUAUUGCUCAAAUGAUCUUACUAGCUGGUCCUGGAGUUGUGAUUUCAACCUUUUGUCUUGGAGCUGUUUUGAAGCUAACUUUUCCAUAUAAUUGGAGUUGGAAAACAUCACUAUUGCUUGGGGGACUUCUGAGCGCAACUGAUCCUGUUGCAGUUGUAGCUUUGUUGAAGGAGCUCGGUGCCAGUAAAAAACUAAGCACAAUAAUUGAAGGCGAAUCCUUGAUGAAUGAUGGGACGGCUAUUGUGGUUUAUACUUUGUUCUAUCGAAUGGUUCUUGGUAGCACCUACAAUUGGGUUGAUGUUAUCAAAUUUCUAGUGCAAGUCUCAUUUGGAGCUGUAGGAAUUGGUGUUGCUUUUGGGAUAGCAUCUGUUUUAUGGCUUGGGUUUAUUUUUAAUGAUACAGUGAUAGAGAUUUCCCUUACACUUGCCGUUAGCUACAUUGCUUACUUCACUGCUCAAGAGGGUGCUGAUCUAUCUGGUGUUUUGACUGUCAUGUCGUUGGGAAUGUUCUAUUCUGCAUUUGCAAGGACAGCUUUUAAGGGUGAAAGUCAACAAAGUUUACAUAUCUUUUGGGAAAUGGUUGCAUAUAUUGCUAAUACAUUAAUUUUCAUCUUGAGUGGAGUUGUUAUAGCUGAAGGAGUACUUGGUGAUGACAAUGUCUUCCAUCAUGGAACAUCAUGGACCCACCUCUUGCUUCUCUAUGUUUAUGUUCAAGUGUCGAGAUGCAUCGUAGUUGGUGCAUUAUUUCCCUUGCUAAGGUAUUUUGGAUAUGGCUUGGAUUGGAAAGAAGCUUGUAUUCUAAUCUGGUCAGGAUUGCGAGGGGCAGUUGCCUUGUCACUUUCAUUAUCAGUCAAGCGUUCAAGUGGCCGAUCACUUGAAUUGACUCCAGAGACAGGAACACUGUUUGUUUUCUUCACUGGUGGUAUUGUGUUUUUAACACUUAUAGUGAAUGGUUCGACAACACAGUUUGUUUUACACUACCUUGACAUGGACAAGUUAACAGCUGCAAAGAAACGUAUCCUUGAUUUCACAAAGUAUGAAAUGUUAAACAAAGCACUAGAAGCUUUUGGUGAACUUGGAGAUGAUGAGGAACUAGGGCCUGCUGAUUGGGCCACAGUGAAGAGAUAUAUCUCCUGCCUAAAUAACAUUGAAGGUGAACGUGUUCAUCCUCACGGCACAUCUGAAAAUGAUACUAAUCUGGAUGCUAUGAAUUUGAAAGACAUACGAGUACGCCUUCUCAAUGGUGUCCAAGCUGCUUACUGGGAGAUGCUUGAUGAAGGACGAAUUUCUCAAACGACAGCUAAUAUUCUAAUGUUAUCUGUGGAGGAGGCAAUAGAUUUGGCUUCACAUGAGCCUCUAUGUGACUGGAAAGGCUUAAAAACUAAUGUUCACUUUCCAAAUUACUACAAGUUUCUUCAGUCUAGUAUGCUUCCACCAAAAUUAGUUACAUACUUCACUGUGGAAAGGUUGGAAUCUGCAUGUAAUAUUUGUGCUGCGUUUCUUCGUGCACACAGAGUUUCUCGACAACAAUUACAUGACUUCAUAGGUGAAAGUGAUGUUGCUUCUGCUGUUAUCAAUGAAAGCAUUGCAGAAGGAGAAGAAGCACGGAAGUUCCUGGAAGACGUUCGCGUAACAUAUCCUCAGGUCUUAGGAGUUGUGAAAACAAGGCAAGCCACAUAUGUAGUGCUAAAUCACUUAAUUGAAUAUGUUCAAGACCUUGAGAAGGCUGGGAUUUUGGAGGAGAAAGAGAUGUUGCAUCUGCAUGAUGCUGUCCAGACUGAUUUAAAGAAAUUACUCAGAAAUCCUCCUUUGGUGAAGCUUCCUAAAAUAACUAGUAUGCAUCCUAUGUUGGGCGCUCUGCCUUCUCCGGUUCGUGAAUCACUUAUAAGUGGUACCAGGGAAAUGAUGAAAUUGCGUGGCUUGACACUAUACAAGGAAGGAUCAAGAUCAAAUGGAAUUUGGUUAAUUUCUAAUGGAGUGGUAAAGUGGGAAAGCAAGGUGAUAAGAAACAAGCACUCUUUCAAUCCAACUUUCUCACACGGGAUCACAUUGGGUCUUUACGAAGUGCUGACAGGAAGGCAGUAUAUCUGUGAUGUCCUCACAGAUUCCGUGGUGUUCUGUGUCUUCAUCGAAGCCGACAAGAUAGUUUCAUGCCUUGGAUCAGACCCUUCCGUGGAAGACUUCCUGUGGCAGGAAAGUGCUAUUUUCCUUUCCAAAGUAUUGCUUCCCCAGAUAUUUGAGAAAAUGUCUAUGCAAGAACUAAGAGCCAUGAUUGCUGAAAGAUCACAAAUGACAAUAUACAUAAGAGGAGAGACAAUAGAAAUACCGAAUCAUUCGGUCGCAUUCUUGCUAGAAGGAUAUGUCAAAACUCAAGCUCGUCAAGAACUGGUAACAGCACCAGCAGUCCUGCUCUCUUCACAAGGGAAUCUAAGCUUCCACAGUUUGUCAAGUUCAGGUAUCAGGAAAAGUAGUUUUUCUCAUCAAGGAUCGUCUUAUCUAGUUGAAGCUAGAGCAAGGGUAAUCAUAUUUGACAUUGCAGCAUUUGAGGCUGAUUCUCCUCCUGCUAGAAGAUCAAAUUCGUUAUUAUCACAUUCCAUGGAACAUCCCCAUAGAACCUUACGUAGCAGAGAACACAGCGGUCUUAUGAGCUGGCCUGAAAACUUCUACAAGCAGAAGCCCCAUCGGCACAAUUCCGAAGGGAACGGCCGACAAAUAACUAAUUUGUCUGCAAGAGCAAUGCAGUUGAGCAUCUACGGAAGCAUGGUGGAAUUACGGAUCCCUGGCCGGAGCCGAAGUUCGACGAGCAAUCAGACUAAACCGGCUCUUAGUUUGUCAUACCCAAGCAUUGUGCCACAACAGGGGCGUCCACUCUUGUCAGUAAAAUCAGAAAGUGCUGUCACUGCAAAGAAGGGCCGCGAAGUGAGUGACUUAGCACAACAAAAUGCUCCAAACCAACCUCUACAACACACUGAAAGUAGAGUGCAGCAUCAUGGAGAUUACUCAAGUGAUGAUGAUUCAGUUGUUGAAGAAGAUCUUCUUGUCAGGAUUGAUUCUCCAAGCACCCUAUCUUUUCCCCAUUCUUGACUUGAAGGAAUGGGACAGUAGCUGAGAUAUGUAGUUGUUUUGUUUAAUAAAUGAUGCUUUCAUAGAAACAUUUUUGUACAUAAUAUAUUUGUAAGCGUGAAAUCAAAGCUUAUGAUUGAUCAUGUAAACUUUGCAAUUCUAAAGAAUGUUGAUUUCACCGUUUUCUUGUGCAGAUGAAUAAAAUUUUGAUAAGAAAAGAAAA
This is a messenger RNA of Arachis duranensis, 4328 nucleotides long. Its product is annotated as sodium/hydrogen exchanger 8. Bases 608 to 4126 code for a protein of 1172 amino acids. Gene Ontology annotation, molecular function: sodium:proton antiporter activity. Gene Ontology annotation, cellular component: chloroplast envelope; membrane. Lineage: Eukaryota; Viridiplantae; Streptophyta; Magnoliopsida; Fabales; Fabaceae. Gene Ontology annotation, biological process: proton transmembrane transport. The record is from RefSeq and is a predicted model, not a curated record. The transcript is spliced from 23 exons.